CGUCCGUACCCUCCAAGGGAAGUGACGUCGUAUACCGUGGCGUCAUCAAUAAUAACAUCAUUCCAAGAUGGCGGAAGAAAGCGGCGGAGAAAGUUGGUGGGGAGCUUGGGGAACUGAAUUCUUGUCCAAUGUUAAAGCAAAAUCUGCAGAAACACUGUCACUAGUAAAGCAAGAUUUGUCUGAAUUUGUCACCACUAUACAACAUGACACAACAGUUACUGUAGCUGAAACUGCUUCCAAUGUUAAAGAAAAACUUAAGGUUGAAGAAGACGAAACAGAUGGUUCAACAACUGCUGUCAUUCGACAAGGUGUUUCCCAAUGGCUUGGUUCCUUGUCUACAGCUUUAAGAGAAAAUGUCUCUCAAAUGACGGCAAUAGUUGAUGAAGAGCCAACAAGCAGUGAACCUGCUCCAGUUUUUGAUAGAAUUCAGGCUCGUGUACAUGAGAUUCAGACAGACCCAUCAACAUACUGUAAUGAUCCAGAUGGUCAUCCAGCUCAUUUUGAGGAAUGGCGUGAGAAGUUUGAUCUUGAGCAACACAAGGCAGAGAUAUCAGAGCUUCUUGUUAACAGGCCAGAGAUUAGAUCUUUAUACACAAAACUUGUUCCUUCUGCUGUGACCAACUAUCUCUUUUGGGCCCGCUACUUUUACAAAAUUCACCAAUUUGAACAAGAGGAAAAACGAAAAGCAGCACUUGUAGAAAGAGCUAAUAAGAUAGAAGAAGAAGAACUUGGAUGGGGUGAUGAAGAUGAUUCUUGGGAUGUUGAAGAAUCUUCCUCCAAAGACCCAACAAAAUCUUCAGGAAUGGAUAAACUUGUCCUUCUAGAGAAUGAGACAACAGUUCCUGAUAACAAACAGGAUGGAGAAAGUCAAAAGAAUAGAAAUGAUUUAAAGAAUGAAAAUAAUCCAAAAAAACUACCCCCUGCUGAUGAAACCAAAGCUGUUUGUGAGGAGCAAGUGAAGCCCUUAGAGACAGAUGACCAAUAUGAGUCCUCUGGUGAGAAAAAAAUGGGUAAUGAAAAUGCCACUGAAGAUCCCAAUAAAUCUACAGAAAAACUCACAUCAUCAUCAGCAUCAGAGGACAAGCUUUCUUUACCUGAAAAAUCAACCAGUCUGCCAACUGAUGACGACGACAACGACAAGAGUGACAAACCGCGUCAAUCCAGCACCCCACAGCCAUGUAUCGAGGACAAUCAACCAACCACUAGUGAAUCUUUGAAAAUGGAAUCAUAUGAUCAUUUGAAUCAGGAAAAUAGCUCCAACAGUUCUGUGGACAGUUCAUGGUCAAAGCUUAGUGAAGAAGAUUUAAAACACAAUAAUCAUGGAAUUAAAACUGAUAAAAGUCAACAAGAUGUAUCAAAUCAUCUAAAGGCACCAUCCCCAUCAAACAGCGAGCGCUCAUCAUCUAGUCUGGUAGUGAUACCCCCUGUGCAAGAGAAAGAUAUAGACAUUGACUGGGAUGAUGAUGACGAUUUUGGUGAUGAUGUCAUUGGUAGUGACGUCACCUCAGAUAAUAAAAAUGCCAUCAAGUCAACUGAAAUAGAAGAUGAUGAGGAUGAUUGGGAAAACUGGGAAUAACUGAAUGCUACAACCAAGAUUAGUAUAUUGUGUACAGUGAAUUAUACUAUCAUAACCAUAGUAUAGCAACAUGAAUACGGUUUGUGGGUACGUUGUGAGGAUGUAGUGGUGUUCUUAAUGUCCAUUUAUAUAAAAGAUCAAUUUAUGAGUUAUCAUAGAUGUUUGUCGUGGUAACAGAAGUCAGUGUAUUGUGUUGUGUUAAACUGCGUAACUUGAUCAAGUAUAGAAUGUUUAGUCUGAUUAUGGAAUAGGUAAUGUUGCCCAUAUCUAGAUCAGUUAUUUUACAAAUUAGCGAUACACUGUACUUUUUGUGAAAAAAGUCAAUAUUCAAUGUGAUGUCUUCAAGUCUCUGUGAUCAGAGAGAAAUUAUGGUGAAA
Messenger RNA from Actinia tenebrosa (Australian red waratah sea anemone), 1953 nucleotides. RefSeq lists its product as uncharacterized. Lineage: Eukaryota; Metazoa; Cnidaria; Anthozoa; Actiniaria; Actiniidae. Gene Ontology annotation, cellular component: cytoplasm. The record is from RefSeq and is a predicted model, not a curated record.